AUGGCAACUGAAAAGCACUCAUUCAAAGUCUUCACCUACAGAGGACAUGGUUUGGAAGCAUUGACCAAGAUGGAAAAUGAUGAAUUGAAGAACUUGUUCACUAGUGCUCUCAGAAGAAGAAUCAGCAAGGGUGUAUCCAAGAAGUAUAAGACCUUGAUUGAAAAGGCCCAAAAGAAGAGAGACUCUGCACCAUAUGGUGAAAAGCCAGAUGCUGUCAAGACUCACUUGAGAGAUAUGAUUAUCCUCCCAUCCAUGGUUGGUACUAUCAUUGGUGUCUACAACGGUAAGGACUACGUCUCCGUUGAAAUCAAGCCAGAAAUGAUCGGAAUGAAGUUGGCUGAUUUCUCCCUCACAUACAAGCCAGUCAAACACGGUAAGCCAGGUAUCGGUGCCACCUCUUCUUCAAAGUUCGUUCCAUUGAAGUAA
Messenger RNA from Naegleria lovaniensis, 426 nucleotides. RefSeq lists its product as uncharacterized. Lineage: Eukaryota; Heterolobosea; Eutetramitea; Acrasida; Naegleriidae. The record is from RefSeq and is a predicted model, not a curated record. Bases 1 to 426 code for a protein of 141 amino acids. Gene Ontology annotation, cellular component: ribosome; cytosolic small ribosomal subunit. Gene Ontology annotation, molecular function: structural constituent of ribosome; RNA binding. Gene Ontology annotation, biological process: ribosomal small subunit assembly; translation. The transcript has a single exon.